Mercenaria mercenaria is the source of this 3387-nucleotide messenger RNA. RefSeq lists its product as uncharacterized. The coding region runs from base 2055 to 3311 and encodes 418 amino acids. The record is from RefSeq and is a predicted model, not a curated record. The transcript is spliced from 2 exons. Lineage: Eukaryota; Metazoa; Mollusca; Bivalvia; Venerida; Veneridae.
UAUUUAAUUUUUACCAUCCAAGAGUGAUUUACCAUUCAUGUAAUGUAUCCCUUGAACAAUUUUCACUACCAUUUUUAGGUGCCUUCAUGACACUACCACACACUACCCCAACACCACACACUUUCGCAGGACUACCUAACACUUCAACACACUACCCCAAUAUUACCCCACCCCCCUCUCCCCUAAUGCUACCACACUCUUCCCCCAUCACUGCAGGACCCUGUUACUUUGUAUUUAUAUUCUUAGAAAAUUUCAGUUGUGCAUCAUGACUGCACACAUUUCCUGUUGUUUUAUUCAAAUGGAUGCAUUUUCAAAUGUUCUCAAUUACUGUUUACUUUCAGAUCGUUUUGUUUGCUUGUUUCUUCGUUUGUUUUCUCGGACAAUAGCUUUAAGCUUGUUACCGUAUCGUUGAUGUAAACCAAGUAUAAAUAAAGGUUAUCAUUGUAUCUGGAGUAGAUUCAAUGUUCAUGUUGCAAAGCACCAUAUCUAUACAGGUAGUAUAUAAAAUAUAUAAAACUAGUUAAAAAACAAAUGUUCUAUUUAAUUUUAACUAUUUAACGAUUUUUAUUGUGAUUAAUUUUCAAUCUAGAUCUACUGUUAAUUUGGGAGUAAAUGUGUAAAGCGACCUGGUAGCAUUCGCAAAAUUAUUUCUUGUAAUUAAAAAUUUUUAUUAUAAAUUAUAGUCAAUCGUAGUCAAAGUUUGAGACAGAUUAAUCUGUAAGUCACUCAAAUCAAACACAGUAAAUAUGUCUGCUGCUAAUAUUUAAUUUGUGUUUGUGUACAUUUAUUUCAGGUAGUCAACCGUCUAGAGAGACAGAUGUAUCUUCUCUGACUCAAACACAGACUGAUGUAACAUCUCAAAAUGAGAGAGGCUGUGUCAGCAGCCCAGCUGAUACACUAAAUUCUGAGACUGCUUGUAGCAGUCAUGACCAGUCUAAUAAGAUAGUGCCUGAUAGUGACCAGUCUGAGUCAUCUGCACCCUGUUCGUCAUUUGCCACACCGAGUCCUUGGACAGCAGAUGCAAGCAAACAGCUUAUAGAGGAACUGUUUGGAUCCAAAAUUGUGCAUUCUAUAUAUACCUGCUCAUUGAUGUGUGACAAGUUAAGCAAGGUAGAAACUGAGAGGCUUGAGAAAAAGAAGUUUAAUCACAGUACUUUCAUAAACAGAACUAACUGGUGGUUGGUGUAUGUUGGAGGAGAAGGCAUGUACUGCUUAGUGUGCAAAAAGCAUAUGAUGAAACACCCUCAGAAUAACAGGGAGGUGUUUUCUGCUACACCAAGUGUGAGGUUCAAGCAGGAUACUGUUAAAACCCCUAGCAGCAGUAAUAUACAUUCCUAAGCAUUGAACAGUGAAAUGCUACAAAAAACGUCUUGUUUUCAUCGAGAGUUAUUGAAAAAGUCUGAAAUAGAAUACACCUAUGUUGAGAAGGCAUUUUCUGUUGCUUACUUUUUGAUGAAAGAGUUCAUUGCUAAUCGAAAGUUUCAACCACUUUUGGACUUCAUUCAAACUGUAACAGGUGAUGAAACUUUGAAAUAUUUUAAACAUCAGUCGAGAGGUUCACACCAAGAAAUUUUUCAGAUAAUUGGUGAUACAAUUAAGACCGAGUUGGUCGAGGAUGUGAAUAAGUCUUUGGCCUAUGGAUUGUUGACUGAUGAAGUCAGCGAUAUCGCAGUGAAUGAAAAUCUUGUAACAUUUAUUCAGUUUUAUUGUGCAGAAACAAAGAAAGUUGAGACUAAGUUUCUUUCAUGUGUGAAUAUUUUAGAGAAUUUUGAAAGUGCAAAUGAUGCAAUCAAGACGCUUUUAGUCAAUGAAGUAGAGAAUUUUGAGCCUAAGCUUACUGGGUUUUCCUCGGAUGGUGCGAGUGUGAUGACAGGCAAACUUGGAGGAGUUGCUGCACUUCUGAGACGGGAUCAUCCUUCAAUGAUCAAUAUUCACUGUGUGUGUCAUUGCCUAGCUCUUUCAUGCAAUGAUUCAAAUGAAGCAUUGACAUACAUCAAAACUGUUGAGACACUCCUCCGUCAGUUAUGGCAGCUCUUUGAGAACUCACCAAAAAAAUGGCGUCAUACUUGAAGGUACAAUUAGCCCUGAAGUCUAUCAACCUAGAAGGAGAUAAGUUAGCAAAAGUUACAAGGCGUCUGAAAAAAGCUUGUCGGACAAGGUGGUUGAGUAUGGAUGCUGCAGUGAGUGGUGUUCGGCAGGACUAUGAAGCCUUACUACAAACUCUGUCUCUGUUGGAAGAAAAGGAUGCUGCUGCACAUGGUCUGUUGAUGAAAAUGAAAUCUUUGAAGUUCUUGGGUGCCAUCUAUAUUCUCAGUGACAUACUGCCUGUACUUUCAGAACUGUCCAGACACUUCCAGCAUGAUUCCUUGAAUUUCUCUGCUAUUCUGCCAGCAAUUAAUCAGUGCAAGGACAAGCUGAAACAAAUUAGGGAAAAUGAAGAGCCCUUGCAAAAGUUAUCUGAAGACAUUGAUAGCUUUACUGACAUGUGUGCAGAGAUCAAAUCCAAUGCAAAAUCCUCCAAUGAGCUUCAUGCUCUUCUGAGGAACUAUAUUGACAGUUUAAUAAAGAACAUAGACAGAAGAUUUUCAGACACAUCAGCAGUUGUUGCAGCAUUUGCUAUAUUUGACCCCACCACAUUACCCAGGUCGGAUGAAGUACACUUUAAGACAUAUGGGGAUAGCCAGAUAGCUUUGUUGGCAGACCAUUUUUUCUCAGAUGAUGUUGAGAAAGAAAAGCUGAAAAUACAGUGGAAUGGAUUCAAGUACCACACACAUGACAUUCUCCUUCCAAACAUGCCAAAGGAAGUAAGAGAUGGCAAGGCUCGCAUGACACCAACAGAAUGGUUGCUGCUCCAGCUACUGAGAAGUGCAGGGCUCAGGCACUUCAAUCCAGAGUUAGUGUUUGUUGCAGAGGCUGCAGCCUCUCUGCCUGUGUCAAAUGCUUGGCCUGAGAGGGGAGCCAGCAUAUUGAAAGUUAUUAAAACCAAACUUAGGAACAGAUUGAGCAUUGGGAUGCUGGAAGGUCUGCUGCAUGUUGGCAUCAAUGGUCCCGAUGUGGACCACAGUCAACCAGUAAUCAAGAAAGCUGUGAACACCUGGCUUGCAUCGAAACCAAGGAGAAAACUAGAAACUCCAAAGGGUGUCACUCAGUGUGAGUCCAGGAAUGCCAGUGUGCAGACGGAAGAGUCCUCCUCAUUCACGCCUUGCAGGGAAGACAUCAGGGCUGUCUUGAAAGAGAUUCUCCUGGAGGAGGAGUUUGACAGUCACUCUGAUGAAGAUGCCGAUAAUGAUUCAGACUUUGAUCCUUUCUGAUUUCUGACACUGCUGUCCCUCUGAUCAUGAUGUUUACUGAUACUAGUUUAUGUUAAUUCUCAAAGAAAAAAAGAAU